UCACCCUGUUGACGUGGGCGUCGGUGGUAGGAGGGGGUUUCCAGCCGGACUUAUGGCAAUAACCAUUCAAGCAGAAAUAUCUGCUCUACCUGGACGCUUCAAUUUGAACAUAACUAGCGACAGGGGCUCUCAUGCUAGUUAGCCUGGCAGUCAUGUCAUCCUCCAGUUGAACACUCGUCUAAAGUCAAUUCCAAGGCGAGGAACAACGGGACUUGGAUAUGCUGCACCAGAUGGAGAGGGAAUUGGCAGAUGAUGAUCCAGGAGUAUUAACAUGUGAUACAUCUUGCAUAUCUGACUCUUCUCAGUCUCAGCCCACAGCAAGCAGCAUAUCAGAAUAUGAAUUCUCCUGCCACUGUUGCUACGACAUUUUGGUCAACCCCACGACUCUGACCUGUGGCCAUAAUUUCUGCCGCCACUGUCUGGCUCUGUGGUGGGAGUCAUCACACAAGAACGAAUGCCCAGAGUGCCGGGAGAAGUGGGAAGGCUUUCCUAAAAUCAACAUACUGCUGAGGGAUGCAACUGACAAGCUUUUCCGUGAGGUUGUACAGCGAAGGAGAGCAGAAAUCCAGGCAAAUCCCAAAAUAUCCCGGAGCUUGCUGGCUUUCCAGAGGUAUGGAGACAACUUGGGUAGAUCUCGGACAAACCAGCAUAAAGGAGCAGGCUUCUUCUUCUCGGGGGUCCUGACCGCACUUACAUGUGUGGCUGUGAUGGUGCUGGUGUAUCAUUGGGGCAGCGGCGUGGUGGAACAACAUGACCUGUUGAUCAGUAAACCUGUGUCUCACUGGACUCCGGAGGAGGUCUUGUCCUGGCUGGAACACCUGGGUCCAUGGACUGAGGUUUACAGAGGACCCUUCAAACAGGAGAACGUUAAUGGAAGGUUGCUGCUGAUCCUGGGGGAUGAGGAGCUGUUAAAACCACCUUACAGCAUAGAGAAUCAGGCCCACAGGCGAGCUGUGUUGGCUGAACUGGACAGAAUUAAAGCUCUGGGGGUCAAACCUCCGCAGAGUCUCUGGGAAUACAAAGCGGCUAAUGCAGGAAAGUCUCUGUUCUUGCUGUAUGCACUGAAGCGCUCCCCUCGCCUCACAAUCUUUUAUUUGUAUUUAUUUGACUAUUCUGAGACCUUCCUUCCCUUCCUGCACACCUGCUGUCCAAGCAUCACACAUGUAAACAAGUCGGAGAGCAGAUACCUGAACACCCAGUUGCAGCCAAGUUGGCAACAGUGGGCGGAGUUCCUUGUGAAAUACUGUGUGCUUCCAUACCAGCUGAUAGCAGAAUUUGCUUGGGACUGGUUGUCUGUCCACUACUGGACAUCCCGCUUCAUUAUAGUCAAUGCCAUGCUGCUCUCUGUGCUGGAGGGUUGUGCUCUAUGGAGGCUCUGGACAACAGCCAGGAUCAGGACUCUGCCACAAAAGAUGUGGAAUCACUUGUGGAAGAUGCUCUCUCAGGGAUUUGCCUUCGCCCUCCUGUGGCCUUUUGUCCCACAGUUUGUGUGCAACUGCCUCUUCUACUGGGCUCUUUACUUCAGUCCUAUCAUUAAUAUAGACCUGGUGGUUCAACAGUUGAUGCAUCCUGAAACACAGGCGCUGUGACGGACAGCAUGUAGUCAGUGCCUAAUCUAUAAUGAACAGUUCACAGCAAACAAUAUAAUCUGAAGCCCAGUUGCUGAAGAGAAGGGUUCAUUUUCAGCAAUAAAUUCAGAUGAGACUGGUUUUGUUUGCUGUUGGAAAGGAAGUUUUUUUCACUUCUUGUCUAUUCUUUCUUUUUGCUGGAUGGUUACAGUGUGGACCAACAGAGAUAAUGAGCUGUUGUAAUAGGUGAGAGACAUGCCUGUAGUGUUUAUGACUUGGAUUGAUCACUGUUGUUGUCUCAGUUUCCACAGUAUAUUUACAAAUUGCAAUGCCUAAAUGAUCCAAGGGGCAGUCAUGCAAUCAUAAGUCAUGAUUAAACACUGGUGGUCUUAGAGAUCGGCCUUAUAUGCUGCUGCUGUUAGCUCUGUAACACCGACAUGGCUUUUGUUCAAAGAAAAGUGAGUAUAAAGCUACCGAAAAUUAAACAAACGUUAUGUUAAAAGUUGACUUUAUCAAAUGGUUUUUGUUAUGUAAUCCACAAUAAGAGAAUGAACAGCUGAUUGAGAAGUGACCAGUUUUAAGUCCACAUCUUAAGUGUGAGUGUGAUCUCAGAGAUACAGAGCUAUUUGAAAAUUAACUCUGCGGUUUGGUAAAAUGACCGAAAUGAGGUAAAAUUGAGGUUUGGAGUUCAGCAGCUGUUUGUAACCCUCAGGCUAUAGUGCCUGUUUUAAGAGACAGCCUUGUUGAAGAAAUGUUCAUCAAUGUCACUCCAGGAGAUUCGACACUCGGAUUAGAAAAAUAAAGGAAAAUUAAGGUUCUUAAAAAAAAUUUGUAGAGAUGGUUAUACAGAUUGAUUAUUUUUAUUUUUAUGAUUUUCUUUCAAGGCUUUUUCUUUCUUGUACUGCUGACAAAUAGUGUUGCACAUCUUUUUGUUUGUUUUUUACAGUUCAGAAACUUUUGUUGUACUAUAUUUUCCAUUUCUUCAGUGGACCAAGCAAUUUAAGAUUAGUUUUGCAUUGUUAAUUUGCACUUAAAAAUAAUACACUGUGAUGUUCUGUGUUCUAUAAUGACAAAAUAAAGUUUCUUUAUUCUUUUUUUU
Molecule: messenger RNA, 2667 nt
Organism: Melanotaenia boesemani (Boeseman's rainbowfish)
Lineage: Eukaryota; Metazoa; Chordata; Actinopteri; Atheriniformes; Melanotaeniidae
Product: bifunctional apoptosis regulator-like
Exons: 9
Coding region: 219-1589 (456 amino acids)
Biological process (GO): proteasome-mediated ubiquitin-dependent protein catabolic process
Cellular component (GO): nucleus
Molecular function (GO): protein binding; ubiquitin protein ligase activity
Source: RefSeq, a predicted model, not a curated record